GCCUGCGAGGAGGGAGGAGGAUAUCAUACGAGAAGCGCAAGCGGACGAGCUGCGGAGGAAGGAAUAGAGCAGCUCACGAAUUCCCCGUCCCUCCCUCCGUGCGCCCAUCCCCGCUCCCGCUCGCCCAGAUCCCAAACCACAACCCUAGGCGCCACCUCCGCCCCCGCCCGCCCUACGCCCGCCGGCGACCCCGCCGCCGAUGUGAUCAGGCCAGGCGCCGCCGUCGUUGACGCUCUAGCACCGGGCUUCUGUUUCCGGAGGCGGAGGCCCCGUACCGCUGCGCAGAUCGGGGAGGCGCGCGACAUGCCGGGGGACGUCGCGACCUCGCCGGCGACGGCGUCGGGGCCGCCGGCAGCCGCGUCCUCUUCGCACCAUCCCGCCACCUCCGCCCGCAGCGCCCUCUCCAACGCCGUCGCGGGCGCCUCCGCCGGCGUGAUAGCAGCGACCUUCGUGUGCCCGCUCGAUGUGAUCAAGACGAGGUUCCAGGUGCACGGCUGGCCCAAGCUAGCCCCUGGCACAGCUGGAGGUAGUGUCAUCAUUGGGAGCUUAGAACAGAUUGCUAGACGGGAAGGCUUUCGGGGAUUGUAUCGUGGUCUUUCCCCGACUAUUCUGGCGCUUUUGCCUAACUGGGCGGUCUACUUUACUGUAUACGAGCAGCUUAAAAGCAUGCUUGCUUCCAGCGAAGGAAGCCAUCAACUCUCUCUAGGGGCAAAUGUUAUGGCUGCAUCAUGUGCUGGAGCUGCAACUACAAUAGCAACAAAUCCACUUUGGGUUGUCAAGACAAGAUUUCAGACCCAAGGAGUAAGAGCUGGUGCGAUGAUCCCAUACAAAGGCACGGUUGCUGCAUUGACGAGAAUAGCACAUGAGGAAGGCAUCCGUGGACUAUACAGUGGACUUGUCCCUGCCUUGGCUGGUAUCACUCAUGUUGCCAUUCAGUUCCCUGUAUACGAGAAGAUAAAAGCUUACCUGGCUGAGCGAGAUAACACUACCGUUGAAGCAUUAAGUUUUGGUGAUGUCGCUGUUGCUUCAUCUCUGGCAAAACUAGCUGCAUCAACCUUAACAUAUCCUCAUGAGGUUGUUCGAUCAAGGUUGCAAGAGCAGGGAGCACACUCCGAGGCGAGAUACAGAGGGGUAAUAGACUGUGUUAGAAAGGUUUAUCAUGCAGAGGGUGUAGCUGGGUUCUACCGUGGAUGCGCCACAAAUCUGUUGCGGACAACUCCUGCUGCAGUUAUAACAUUCACCAGCUUCGAGAUGAUUCACAGGUUCCUUCUCAAUCUAGGCUCUCCUGAACCUGAACAACAUCAUCCCCAUCCGCUGAAGCAUUGACUGUACCAUUCCUGUGUCCUAUCCCUGCUGUCAUCUGACAAGUUGAAAUCCAGUAACUAUCAAACGACGCCAUUUCCCUUGAGGGCUCUCACAACAGAGAUUUUGGUAUCGCAACAAGUAGCUGUCAUUCAAAGCUCAAACCAUAGUGUAGGACAGGAAUUAGUACUUGUGUAUGAAUUAGUCUUGAUAGCACGCAGUGUGGAGGUAUACAGGUUGUGGGGGAAUAGUGAUAUUGGUCGGUGUGUUGUCUGAUGAUGAUGAAAAGAAAAGAAUUUUAUUGUUGGUACACGAAUAAUUGCCCUAACCUUUUUUACUUCGGGAGAUCUAUGAUCUUGUACA
Molecule: messenger RNA, 1665 nt
Organism: Triticum urartu
Lineage: Eukaryota; Viridiplantae; Streptophyta; Magnoliopsida; Poales; Poaceae
Product: nicotinamide adenine dinucleotide transporter 1, chloroplastic
Biological process (GO): transmembrane transport; nucleotide transport
Source: RefSeq, a predicted model, not a curated record